CUGGGAAGAGGUAUUGGAAGACACGCUUCGGAUCUGCCCGUAAGCGUUGUCUCAUCAUGGGUGCAUGUAGUAUCUCAAUUCUUUGGUGCCACCGGCAACUGGCUUUCUAAAGCCUCCAUCUUGGCAUUUUUUAUCCGCGUAUUUGGCAGCCUUCGAUGGGUUCGAAUUGCCUGCUAUGCCCUCUUCGUCUUGCUUUCCAUGGGAGCAAUUACGCAUAUAGGCCUAUUCGCAGUGCUGUGUGUUCCGCAUGGACACGAGAUUUGGGAUUUCAAGCUUAUGAUGAGAUGCGGUACCGGUGCGCCGGUGACUGUAGCUGUGGGCGUUUGCAUACUGCUGAUUGACAUUGCCAUUUUCAUCCUACCUUUCCCUAUUAUUUCAAGUCUCAAUAUGGACAAGAAUAAGAAACGCGGCCUAUUCAUCGUGUUUCUAAUCGGCUUUGCCAUCAUUGUUACAAGUACUGUUGGGCUCGCGUACAGAAUUAUUGUCAUGAACAGCACUGACGAUCCAACCUGGAAUGGAGCGAAUGUAUCCAUUACCGCAUAUGUAGACACUUUUGGAACAAUCAUCGUUAGCUGCGCACCAGGUGUGUACAGUUGGUGGCUCAAAAUCUUUUCACAGAGCAGAUUAUACUCUUCUCUUCGAUCCAUGUCGCUU
This is a messenger RNA of Trichoderma atroviride IMI 206040, 654 nucleotides long. Lineage: Eukaryota; Fungi; Ascomycota; Sordariomycetes; Hypocreales; Hypocreaceae. The record is from RefSeq and is a predicted model, not a curated record.